GAAGAUUUUCCUCCAGUAUUAUUUUUUUAUUUUUUUCCUCCGAUGAAAGCCGUUUGAGUGGGGGGCAUUUUGCACAAAUUAAACAUGCUACUCUGCUUCGCCCUAUAAGCAUCCUAGGAGCCUGUGCUUACCAAUCAAUUGGUACAGUCAAACAGAGCCGCAGCCUGCGUGAGAGUGGAGACCUUCAGUCUCGCUUUAUUUCUGGAUAUUGGGGGACCUCUCUACCAUGUCAUAUCCACAAUUUGGAUAUCCCUAUUCGUCUGCUCCACAAUUCCUGAUGACAACCAACUCUCUGACCACUUGCUGCGAGUCCACCGGCAGAUCCAUAGCCGACUCCGGGGUAGCGGCGUCCGGGCAGACACCAGUCUACUGUCCCGUGUACGAGAGCCGGCUGCUGGCCACGGCGAGGCACGAGCUCAGCUCCGCCGCCGCACUGGGCGUGUACGGGAGCCCGUACACCGGCAGUCAAGGCUAUGGGAAUUACGUUACAUACGGCACGGACGCCUCAGCUUUCUACUCGCUGGGCACAUUUGAUACUAAAGAUGCGACAGCUUCUGCACAUGCUGGAAUAACACAGGCAACAGCCUACUAUCCUUAUGAUCCAACCUUAGGACAGUACCAGUAUGACAGAUACGGCUCCAUGGAUGGUGGAACAAGGCGGAAAAACGCCACGCGUGAGACGACCAGCACGCUGAAGGCCUGGCUGCAGGAGCACAGAAAGAACCCGUACCCAACCAAAGGCGAGAAGAUCAUGUUGGCCAUCAUCACCAAGAUGACCCUGACUCAGGUCUCCACGUGGUUCGCCAAUGCCAGGAGGAGGCUCAAGAAGGAGAACAAGAUGACAUGGCCGCCCAGAAACAAGGGCUCGGAGGAGAAGAGAUAUGACGAGGAUGAGGAUGGGUCCCAGGAGGAGCAGAUAAAGAGCGAGAACAAUGAGGAUGAGACCAGGAGUCGGCCCGAUAAGGACCUCCAGCUGAGCGACCUGGAUGACUUCGACACACUGGAGUCUGAGAACUCAGAGUGUGAGCUGAAACACCGCUACCACAUGAACACACACAUGACCACGACGAGCGACUGUACCGCUGAACACCUCAUGAAGGACACGUCUCUGAAAAUCUCCAUCCCGGUUUCUCUGGGAGGGGAGCAGGACUUGAGCAAAAGUUGUCUGAAAACGAGUCCGGAUGAUUUCCAGGCGGAGAGCAGACAGCAGGUGAAGACGUGCUACAACCAGCAGCAGCAGCAACCAGGGCACCAGAUUUUAGACGGCAAACCUCGUAUCUGGUCUUUGGCCCAAACCGCGACCUCUCUGAACCAGACUGAGUACCCGUCCUGUAUGCUGAGGUGCCAGCCCCCGCCGCCCUCCUCCCUCACCCCCUCCCCCGCCGCUACCUCACCCGUGUCCGGCCUGGACAACAGGCAGGACUCGCCGGUCACGACCCUGAGAAACUGGGUGGACGGGGUUUUCCACGACCCCCUUUUCAGGCACAGCACUUUGAGCCAGGCUCUGACCAACAACACCGUCUCUUGGACCUCGAACACCAAAGGCCCCGCCAUGCUGGAGGCGGAGAGGAGCGCGGCGGCCUUGCAGCAGCACCAGGACUCCUCCAAAGACAGUUUCCCCAAAAAUAUCAACAAACUCUUCUGCUCCUAACAAAACCAAAAACCACCCUUUGAUUUCUUGGAGAGAAACAGAGACUUUUGUGACUGAUGGGAGAGCCUGUUCGCUCUCAAUGAUCCCCUCUUUAUGUUUUAUUCGUUUUUAAAAACAAUGGUAGCUGUUAAAUUGGCGGUACACAAGUGAAAUACCCGGACCAGUUUUUGGUAAUUUGAUUUUACGCACGCACAAAAAGUAUCGAAAUGUAUAACUAAAAGUUUACAUCCUGAAAAAAUAGGCCUAAGGUUUACAUGAGUUUCUUUUUCAAGUUUUCUUUCUAUGCGCAUGCAAAUGUAAUUGAAUAUUAUUUAGGUCUCAGAAGUGGAGUAUCACUAUUAAAAGAAAAAAAAGAACUCUCACAAAAUGCACAGCUCUCUUAGAAAGUGAGAGCGUCUCAACUUUGUUCACUGAAAAUAAAAGCAGUCGGUUUCUGAAGA
Messenger RNA from Notolabrus celidotus (New Zealand spotty), 2091 nucleotides. It is a transcript of the gene irx4a, whose product is annotated as iroquois homeobox 4a. Bases 227 to 1651 code for a protein of 474 amino acids. NCBI's taxonomy places the organism in Eukaryota, Metazoa, Chordata, Actinopteri, Labriformes, Labridae. Gene Ontology annotation, cellular component: nucleus. The transcript has 5 exons. Gene Ontology annotation, biological process: regulation of transcription by RNA polymerase II; cell development; neuron differentiation. Gene Ontology annotation, molecular function: DNA-binding transcription factor activity, RNA polymerase II-specific; RNA polymerase II cis-regulatory region sequence-specific DNA binding. The record is from RefSeq and is a predicted model, not a curated record.